GUGCACGCGAAAUGCCGGGUAAAGGAAAACUCCCGCUAAGGAAGUGAACAACGACGUCCGCCAUAUUUGUGCUUGCUGGAAAGCACCUUCUGGUCAAUUUGAGAUUUAUAAUUCGGUUUUUCACCUUUCAAUCGGGCUAAAUUGAGUCGGAUUUUACCAUCGAACGUGAGUACCGGUGGCCGUUGACCGAUGGGUGAUAAGUUUUGCUGAAAAUGGUUCGAACGACACGCACAUCGGCUGCGGUGAAAAACUCCACCCUGGCGAGUGGCAGCAGCAGCAGCAGCAGUAGCAGUGGUGACAGUAGUGAUAACAAAGGUGAGGCUCCGCCACCCACUGAGGAGGGUGAUGUUGCAACAGCGGGAGCCACCCCUGUGGAAGAUAGGGGUGACGGUGGUGGGACAAGUGUUAACAUAGAGGAAUUAACUUUGUCCCCAAAGUUGAGGGCUUCUGUGGUGUUGGAAAAGCUACCUAUGGAGGGAAUAAGCGCAGGGCCUUCGACGGGACCUGGAAGUGCCCGUAAGGGUGCACGGGGAAGAAAGAAAUCAAUUGGGCAACCACGGGCCACUCGUAGUCAGCAAAGAAGUCAAGCGUCAUCGUCGGCUGGCGAGGAGAAGGAAGAUUCCAAUGACGAUGGCCUAGUUGAACUGAUCGAGAUUGUUGAUGAAGACUCCAAGUCGCACGAAGGAAGUAAUAAGGCACCCUCGGAAGUGUCCGAAUCAACAACGAUGGCGAUGGAAGAGGAGCAGGAAGAUUCAAAGGACACCAAGAUGGAGAUUGAUAAGGAAUCGAAAGAGGAUUUAAUUCAGAUCGACAAAAAAUCCGAUGAAGAUGAAUCAUCCAGCACUGGAAGCGGUAGUACACCUUCAGUCCAACCGGAAAACGAAGGUGAAAGCGUUUCGAAAACCGACCUGAUCGGUACUCGCAAAUCCAAGCGGCAAGUCAAAGUAACGAACAAGUAUCGCGACUUUGUGGUAGACGCGCCUCUGCCAUCGUCUCAGGUGCCAUACGCGGACAUUAAGUUGGCACGCAGCAACGGUGGCGGUAGGAAAAGUCAGCCCACGAAGGAACCGGAAGUGGUAUCCUCGAGCGAGGAUUUGGCCCCCGAAUCGCCCCCAGCUAUGCGCAAUACUCCGCUGCGAACCUACGGGAACAAGAAGAAAGACAAAUCGGAGGACGAGCACGAAAGCAGGUUGAGAACGACGCGAUCAUGCACUCCCGUUCCUCGCGACAGCAGAUUCCGCAGGAAAAAGACCAGGUCGAACGCAGGGGAGGCGGCGUCCAUGGAUUGGGCGAUUGACAGCAUUACACUGUCCUCAGCGGAAGAUCCAAACGAUUCGACAUUGACCUGCAACUUUGACAGCAGUUAUUUCUCGGAUGAAGAUCUUUAUGGGUUUGGCAGUCCUUCGCCGGAGGAGUUCUGCGGAUGGCCGGACGAAGAACUCGACAAUCUGGCAGCGGGACCUUCGUCCACCUCGCUGUCGUCGAUGAUGUCAUUCCGAUCGUUGCACUGGGCGCAACCUUCCGAGGAGGAUACUUCCGGGAUCGAGGACAAAUCGUUGGAGGUGGUUGCGAGGAAAAGAAAGGGACGAUCCGGGAAGACGAUGACUGCACCGCAGCCGGUUAUUCCGGUACAGGAAGAACCGGUGCGACCGGCGGGAUCAAUGUUCAUCAGAAGAUCAUACAAAACGACAAGAAGCACGGCGGCAGUAGCGGUUCCGGCCAAGAUAAUCGACUUAUCUCCGGAAGUAAAAGCACCGGCAAUUGUGGAAGAGAAGAUUCCAGCGAAAGAAGAACCGCCGCUUACGGUUGAAGAACCGGUAGAACCAAUGGAAGUUACAGUCGAUACGACUGCUGAAAAUGAGGAUGUGUUGGAUGAUGCUAUUGAAAUUGUCCUUCAGGCAGAUGAAAUUAUAAACGAUGAACAGCUUCAAACUCCGGUAAUUCCCAUUACUCCGAAACCGUUCAGAAAACGGCGCAUUCGUGGUGGUACUAGACCUACUCCGGCGGACGGGCCACGCAGAGGACGAAGCCGACGAGAUACGGGCCCGAGCGUUAGUGAAGAGACGGCGGAAGCGAGCAAGCCAGUUGAUGAGGAGGAUGAACCAGAGGAUAAAGAGGUCCCAGUGCCUGUUCCAGAUGCCGUGGAGGAUGUGGCUUCCGGUGAAAUGGAGGUAGAUGCUCCCGUUAUAUGUGAUGUUACGGACGUAGAAAGCAGUGUUCCGACGAAAGUGGAGCCGGAAGUUGCUGUUGAACAGGAAGUUUCCGAUGUGAAGGUAGAGCCUGAAGAAGUGACUCCGAUUCCGACUGCAAUACAAGAACCGGUAGAACUGCCGACAAAAUCUCCAAAGAAAGAAUCGAGAAGGAAGUCUAUAUCGGAGCGCAGGAAAUCUACGCACAGUUCCAGAAAGUCGACGGUAGAACCCGUUCAACAAGCUGAGAAAGAACCAGAGAUGGUCAAAGAAAAGGUUGAAGAUCCUGCUAAGGUUGAAAAGGGUGAACCAGUUGUACCGGAAGUGAAGGAAGUAGUUCCGCCCGAACCAGAAAAGGAGUCAACCAAGGAAGAAGCACAUGUAACAAUAAAGGAAGAGUCUUCAGCGGAAAAGCUAGCAGCUCCUAAAGUGGAAACUACCUCAAAAACAUCGAAGGAGCAGAAGAAAUCUCCGAAAGAAAGUCGCCGCGAGUCUCGUAAGGAUUCGAAGAAGUCGUCCAAGAGUCGCGAUCGGGAGCAUUCCUCGAGAGAUAGGCGAGACAGAGAGCCAUCAAAAAGCCGCUCCAGUAGUAGUAGUAGUAAGAAGGAUCGCGACAAGGACAAAGAUCGGAAGCGUUCCUCCGAUAAAACGGAAAAGAAAGAUCGCCGGUCCGAGAGCGAGAAGCGGCCACAAGUGGAAAAGAAGCGUCGACCAUCGGAAUAUAGCGAGAAGAAAUCGGUUGAGGCGGAGAAGAAGCGCACAAUACCAGAAGUUACUGAGAAGAAACCAUCCGAGACGGAAAAGAAGGACGUUUCUGUAAUAAAACCACCGACGCCAGUGCCCACGAAGCCGCCGAGCGAUAAGACGAAAAAGUGCUUUGAGAGCGAACUCGGUGCACUGGACCCCACUGCAAAGCCGAAGCCGGCCGAGGAAUCCAAACGAUCGUCAAAGGAGACGGACAAGUCGUCCCGCAAGUCGGACAAACAUGGCAAAAGUCGCAGCAGCGAGUCGGAGACGAAGAAGAAACACAGGAGCAGCAGCAGCAGCACUGACCUUAAGGGAAAGGAAUUGAAAGAGAAGAGCCGUUCUACGGAUUGUUCUCCAGUUCCCAGCAAGGUUAGUUCUACGAAGAAGUCCUCCAAGGAGUCAUCCAGCAGCUCAAAGCGAGAAUCUUCCAGCAGUUCGAAGUCCCGAAAGAGUUUGAAGGACGACAGGCCCAAGGAAAAGGAAAAACCCAAGGAUAAACCGGUGGAGCUUCCUCCACUCCCAGUUGAGGUGAAGCCGACGCAGACUGAACAACCGAAACCCGUGGUCGAAGUUCCAGUGAAAGAUGUGUCGGACGUUAAACCUGUUGUGAAAGAAGAACCACCACCACCGCCGCCGCCGCCAGAGCUUCCUCGAAUCGUUACUAAAGCAUCGCGGAAAAUGUACCAAAACGAUGAAGAGCUUCCCAUAAUCAGCUCUUCUCAGGAAUCCCUCGUCUCCCAAUCCCCUACUCUGACCCCGAAAGAAGAACCCACCACUGUCCCGGAAGUUCCCGAUGUCCAGGAAAUCUCCGACGCUUUCGAUGCCAGCGUGCAAAUUUCAGGACCCCGCCCGGAAGUGGCCCUCAAAGAAUUCCAAAAUAUUUCCAUCUGCGAGGACAAACCAGCGGAGGAAGUUCUCAAAGUGGAGGAUGAGGAGGAAGACCAAAUGGGAGAGCAGCCUGUGGGUGAGACAGAAUCGCCAACUUCACCCCCUGCGUCCCAGGAGUCCAACGAAGAUUCUAAUUCCAACAACAGUUCCACCACAGCAGAAGGACAGAAAGAUGCGAAAUCGGAACCGCAGGACGAUGCCAACAUUCGGCGAUCGUCGCGCAUCAAGACGAUCAGCUCCCAGAAGCAACGAACCAGUGGUCACGGGUUGGUCAAGGAUCGGGACAAACUGUUCAAAAAGACCACCAUCUCGCUGGGAAUAGACUCGAAGGUCGUAAAGGAUGCCAUCACCGGAAACUUCAACGUCAUUUCCGCUGGGGAUGUUUCGUCGGGAAUGGAUGUGUCGGCCUCCAGCGAGCAGGACGCUUAUGUGACCAACAUCGAACUGUCGGAGGAAUAUCUGCGGGAUAUGGAGGACAAACUGAGCCGGUUUGAAACUAUUCGGGAGAACAUGUACCACUGCGAUAAGGUCAUCAGUAAGGAGGCGAAGAAAAUGACCUGCGACUGUUUUCUGACAGGGGAGGAAAUCGACCGAGGAGAGCUGGGAUGUGGCGAGGAUUGUCUGAACAGACUGCUGAUGAUCGAGUGUGGAUCGCGUUGUAUCAUUGGCGAAAGGUGUACCAACAAGCGCUUCCAAAAGUUGGAAUACUCCAACUGCCAAGUGUUCCGAACGGAGAAGAAGGGUUUCGGUAUUCAGGCGAGUACCGAGAUUGUCCCAGGCGACUUUAUCAUGGAGUACGUCGGAGAAGUUUUGAACAGCGAGCAAUUCGACGAACGAGCUGAGUUGUACUCCAAGGAGAAGAAUCAACACUACUACUUCAUGGCGCUGAGAAGCGAUGCCAUUAUUGAUGCCACCACGAAGGGAAAUAUCUCUCGGUUCAUCAACCACUCGUGCGACCCGAACGCGGAAACCCAGAAGUGGACCGUCAACGGGGAACUGCGGAUCGGGUUCUUCUGCACCAAGUACAUAAUGCCCGGGGAGGAGAUCACCUUUGAUUACCAGUUUCAGCGGUACGGUCGGAGGGCGCAGAAAUGCUAUUGCGAGGCGGAAAACUGUACCGGCUGGAUUGGUGGAGAUCCAGGCAGCGAUGGCGAGUCGGAAUACGAAGACGAAGAAGAGGUUGAAGAGAGCGAAGAGGAAGAGGAGGAAGUGAAACCGGAAGUCCCAUCAGCUGUUCCGGCUGCGGCGGCUACGGAAACGUUAGUGGAAGUCCUUAAACCCGAAGAACCGAAGAUACUGGACGAGCAAGCAAAACCACUGGUAGAAGGAGAACCGGACGCUACCAAGCCGAUAAAAGUAGAACCGUCGCUUGAUAAACCACCGGAACCCAAGCCCAAGAAGGUACGGAAACGCAUCGAGCGUCCCAAAAAACGUCGCAUACAAAUUCACGAAGAUCCGGAUCUGGAGCAGGAGAUCAAUCACCUUCUCAAGACUGGCCUGAAGAACCAAGCGCAGACACUGAAACUGUCCCGUCUGAUGGUCCGCGCCAAGGAUAUCAAAUCCCGAAGCAGACUGCUGACGAUCCUGCAAAGUGGCGAACUACCAUGUCGACGGCUGUUCCUGGAUUACCACGGUUUGCGCCUGCUUUACGGAUGGAUCUGCGAGUCCACCGAAUCCAUUGAAGAUCUCAAAUUCCGCAUCCAGAUCCUGGACACGUUGGAUCGCUUACCCAUUCCGAACAAAACCAUGCUGAAGGACAGCAAGAUCCUUCAAACGAUCGAGAAGUGGGCCAAAAUCGAGAAGGCCAAGGAGAAGCCAAAAGAACCGGAGAAAGAGAAGGAAUCCAGCAGUAGUUCUCCCAGUGAUAGCAACGGGGCAGGAAGCGACAGCAACACCAGUUCCGAUGCCAAGAAACAGGAAGUGGUCGGCAGUGCUGAAGUGCUGAAAAACAUGCCAGAACUGUUGAAAAUUGCUGAUCUGGGAAAGCUGAAGGAGAUCAUCAGCAGCACCUGCUCGGAGAAAGAUGGUUCGGAUAAGGAGAAACCUUCCGCUCCAGCAGCCCCGGAGCCAAUCACCACCGUUCCUUCGACGGUUAGCUUGAUCGAAUCCAUCAAAAUCCCGGAACCGGAAGACGAAAAUGCCCCCGAAGAGAAGCGCCUCGGAACGCAAAUCCGCAUUCUCUCCUGCAAGCUGUUCAUCAGUUGGAUCAACCUGAAGGAAGUCUUCCGGAUCCCGAAAAAGGAACGAAUCGAACAGAUGAAGGUACACGAACGUGAAGCCGAUUUACGGUACAAAGCCCUGGGUCUCGGCGACGAUGACACAUCCUCACAACGGCAUUUAUCCAGUCGGUUCUUCGAUCGCUCGCGGGAACUCAAACGACGCAAAUCGAUGGACGACCGGGAACUGCUCAACUUCCCUAAAAUGAAGCGACCACUAAACACUGCCAGUCCGAUGGACUACCUCUCCAAACAGCAACGUCGCCAGCUGUUCGAGAUGAAAGUUGCCCACGAGGAAGCCGAACGGCGCAACAAGGAACUCUGGAUGCAGCACGAAACCAACUGCCUCAAGUUCGGCCUCAAUCCGCACCACACCAAUCCGCUGGACGUGCCGGCCAAAAUGAAUCCUGCCACCGGUGAGUAUUUCGCCGCCGACGAUCGCCCGCUCCCGAGACCGCCCAGUCACAUGUACCUGAAGAUCCAGCCGCCACCCAUGCCGACCAAUCCGGAGGACUACGAACUUCCCCAAAUGGAUUUGCCUCCGCUGUGGAAAUUUGCCAUUGAUGAACGGGGUCGGCUGUACUACUACCACGUUAAAGAUCGCAUUCCGCAGUGGGAACCACCGAAGAAGAACAAUCCGAACAAAGCGGGCCACGGGCUGCGCGACGAGGACAUUUCGAUGAGUUCGGACUCGAGCACAACCGACACCGAGGACUCGGAGGAGGAGUAUCUGAACACGCAGCUGGAGCAGCUGCUUAAGAAGAAAAAGAAACAACAGUCUAGCUUCAAUUUAG
Aedes albopictus (Asian tiger mosquito) is the source of this 6834-nucleotide messenger RNA. Its product is annotated as probable histone-lysine N-methyltransferase CG1716. The record is from RefSeq and is a predicted model, not a curated record. Gene Ontology annotation, molecular function: histone H3K36 methyltransferase activity; protein binding. Gene Ontology annotation, cellular component: nucleus; chromosome. NCBI's taxonomy places the organism in Eukaryota, Metazoa, Arthropoda, Insecta, Diptera, Culicidae. Gene Ontology annotation, biological process: regulation of DNA-templated transcription.